UCGUACUCUUACAUGUGUUAGCCUGAACCCAGCGUUCUUGUAUACUAUGGACGCUGACCGCGUUGCAUGAUUUCCGGAAGCGACCGACGACGGGAAAUCAGUCCAAUCCUAAGCGAAGCGCCAACCCGCGGUGCAAUUCCACAUAGCUUCAUUGUGGUCUACACAGACCCGCGCUUGCUGAAAGUCGGUUGGGUGGCUUAUUCACCAUAGGCGACACGUGAUUCCUUUCUACCGGAAAGCCCCUGCGCCGCACCAGACGAAGAGACUGGUGAAGCCCUCUCACAGGCUGCAAUAAAACAGUCUAUCACCACUGCCUAGAAUGUCGGGCUUCAUUGCGUCCUGCGCACGCGAUGUCCGGGCUCUGGCAUCACCCGACGCAUGGGGGUUCUCCCCGACAGAGUACCUCGACAUGCUGCUUCGGUACCCGCAACUGGUGCGGAAUCGAAUCUUUAAGACGAAGACCGCCGAGCAAAUGGAGAUGGAAGCGGAACAUAAGGGUCCACUAAAACGGACGUUGGGUAAAGUUGGCCUGACAUGCGUGGGCGUCGGUCUCAUGUUGGGCGCCGGUAUCUUCAUCGCUCCCGGCACCAUCGCCGUCAACUUCACAGGACCUGCGCUCUGCAUCGCCUACCUUGUUGCGUCCGUGAGCGCUUUCCUCUCCUCCUUCUGCUACUCGGAAUUUGCUGUGGACAUGCCGCUUGCGGGCGCUGCAUAUAACUACAUCGCGAGCACGCUCGGAGAGUUUACGGCGUGGGUCGUGACGUCCAACUUGCUGUUCGAGUAUAUUCUGGCGGAUGCGGCGGUCAUUCGAGGCUUCGCCCCGUACUUUGCCGUACUCAUUGGAAAGGACAGCUCCUACUUCCUGUACGACCACUACAUGCUGGGGGAGUGGUACACCAUGGACUGGUGGGCCUUUGCCCUCACGCUGCUGGUCACGGCCUUCCUGGCGUACGGGGCCAAGGAGUCCACCACGGCCAACACCAUCAUCACCAUCAUCCACGUGCUGGUCAUGGUGUUCAUCAUCAUCGCGGGGUUCUGCAAGGCCGACUCGGCAAACAUCAAGCCCUUCUUCUUCCCCAACCAGCCGGGACAACCGGAAGCUUGGAAACAGAUCUUCAACGGGGCGAGUAUCGCGUUCUUUUCAUUCGUGGGGUUCGACGGUGUCGCAGCGGCGGGCGAGGAGGUCAUUGAUCCCCACAGGAACAUGCCAAUCGGCAUUCUGGGCUCCAUGACGAUCGUGACGGUGAUCUACUUCCUUAUGUGCAUUGUGUUGGUGCUGAUGGUGCCCGUCGGCAUGAUUGACACCGGCGCCUCCUUCGCCUCCGCGUUCGAGUAUGUGGGCCUGGGCUGGGCCAAGCACAUCGUCGCCCUGGGCGCCAUCCUGGGUAUCCUCACGGGCAUUCUAACCGGCAUCUACACACCCGCCCGCAUCCUCACCGGCUGCACCCGUGAGGGCAUGUUGCCGCCGCUCAUGUCGUGGGUCGGACCCAAGCAAACUCCCUGGGUGGCCACAUGGCUCAUCGGCAUCACAGUGGCCGUGAUCGCACUCCUCACGGACUUUGCGAAGCUGGGUGACAUGGUCUCAAUCGGCACACUUGUCGUGUUUUGGUUCGUGGCGAUUGCGCUGCUCUGGCGCCGCAUGCACGUGCCAGGCCAGACCAAGCCCCUCCGCCUUGCCAACCAGCUCCUGCACAUUUUCGCCAUCAUUGGCUUCUCGCUGGGCUUCAUCCUGGUCUGGAAGCUACCCAUCUACAAUGAGAUCGACAGCGUGGUCGGCAAGUGGAAGGGACAGCAGAACGCAUGGCUGCUCGCUUUGGCCAUUUGCUGCCUGCUUACGCCCAUUUCCAUGCACUUCUUCUGCAAGCCGGCCUACAUCCCCGCUGGCUACAAGGUACCCCUCUACCCCUUCGUGCCCUGCGCCUCCGUGUUCGUGAACACCUUCCUGCUCGGCCAGCUGAGCCAGGAGUCGUACGAACGGUUCGGUUGGUGGACGUUGGGAGUAACGGCCUUGUACACUGUGUACGGAAUCUUUGCUGCGCAGCGGAAGGACAACAAGAGCGGCUGCGAGUCGUCGGUCAAGAUUGGUCAGGAGUUUGAGGACGCAUCCGGUCAGCCCGGAGUGGUUGCGAUCACCACCACAAAGGUCUGAAGGAUACGCUAUCCUAGGCGGUGAGGAACUGCCGUUCUUUACCCCCCGAGUGCGUGACCACAACGUACGAUCUGCAAGUACGAUUGGGAUACUCCUACUCGUACGACAGCUGUAGCGGAGCUUGAUAUCAAUAGCGGGCGUUAAAGUGCCGUACUCAUGUUGCCUUCGAGGUCUGUGUCGCUGAGACCGUCGCAGCUGAGGGUAAUAGAAGAUACGUCUAAUACCCUCAGCUGCAACGGUCUCAGCUCAGAUACGUUUCGUAGGGAAGUUUGGAACGCAUGCUGCUUUGCUUGCGUAGUUGUGUCGUGCUGGGUAUAUGAGGGCAGGAGGCGGGGAGCAGGGACAGCACUGUCGGAAGGUUAAUGUGAUAGCGGAGGUUUGUUAUAUCGCGAUGGCGGUUGUGGUGGUUGGGAAUGGCGGUUGUACGAAUGUUAACACAUGUUGGCUAUCGCUGUACUGCUCCGCCUUCUUAGGUCUUCAUCUGUGUUAAGGAAAUAAAAAUUUGAAAAUGCUGAGCGUGAAAAAAAUGCAGAAAGGCUUAAGCCACUUCGUCUCCGUCAUUUCAAUGGCCCGUCCUGCUUGGCUUUUUCUUGGUUUCGCAGUUGAUGGGUGUCGCCAAGUACUUUGAUAUCCCUCGACUAUCGUUGAUGAUUGCUAAAUUGAGCCAGCCAUGGCGGCUUGUACGACGUAAAUUGCUGUACGAGAGUUGAUCGACAUUGCUGUUGUACGGGGCACCGUAUCGGCUCCUCAAUGAGUCCACCUAGAGUGAUGGCGAGAGUGGAAGUGUUGAGAGGAAGGAACUAGUCCUCUUGACGUAAGCGCUGAUUGUUAUUGCGUUGGGUACGGUAAACUAUACAAAGCCUCGGACUCCCGACUCCCGUUUGCCGUGCUUUGCGUGUGCUGUGGGCUUCACUUGCCUGGGGCGCAUGGAUGUGUCGUGAGCCGCUUGUCGACGGCAUUGAGAACUUGUCCGGUGGUGGUCGUACGGGGAACUAAUAUCGAUGCCGUACAGAGGAACAUUGUCGUACUGGCGAUCUCUCUCGUCUCUGGGAGAUGGGCCUAAGUGUGAUUUGCAGGGCAGUUCUAGCCAGUCGCGUGCGCUCAGGACAGCGGCUACAUGUGCG
Messenger RNA from Astrephomene gubernaculifera, 3273 nucleotides. The record is from the annotation of a GenBank genome assembly. NCBI's taxonomy places the organism in Eukaryota, Viridiplantae, Chlorophyta, Chlorophyceae, Chlamydomonadales, Astrephomenaceae.